UAUAUAUUCUUCAGGGCAGGGCUCACAGUACCCGUCCAUAGUGUCAGUGUCACAGCCAACAUGAAGACAGCCGCCAUUUUAUUAUUAGGCCUCGCCAUCGCGAGAGCACAGAAAGAAGACUUCAAGUGCCCUGAUGACUAUGGUUUCUACCCCCACCACAUUUCCUGCGAUAAAUACUGGAAAUGUGACAACGGUGUCGCGGAGCUGAAGACGUGCGGCAAUGGCUUGGCCUUCGACGAUACCGAUCCCAAGUACCUGAAGGAGAACUGCGAUUACCUCCACAACGUCGACUGCGGGGAGAGGACUCAGCUCGAACCACCAGAGAGCACACCACAUUGCCCAAGGUUGUACGGAAUCUUCCCCGAUGAAGGAAAAUGCGAUACCUUCUGGAACUGCUGGAACGGUGAAGCUAGCAGGUACCAAUGUUCUCCUGGACUCGCCUAUGACAGAGAAUCAAGGGUGUGCAUGUGGGCUGACCAGGUUCCAGAAUGCAAAGGCGAUGAAGUUGCAAACGGAUUCAACUGCCCAGCCCCAGGCGAAGCUAACAACGCCGGUUCUUUCUCAAGGCACGCUCACCCCGAUGACUGCAGGAAAUACUUCAUCUGUUUGGACAGUACCCCAAGGGAGUACGGUUGCCCAAUUGGAACAGUAUUCAAAAUCGGUGAUGCCGACGGCACAGGAUCCUGUGAGGACCCAGAAGACGUUCCUGGAUGUGAGGACUACUAUGGUGAUGUUGAUCUUAAAGCAUUGAGAAAGCUAGGACUAUAAGAAAUGUAUAAAGAGAAAUCAGUGUUACCUAGUCUGAAUUCUUGUCAAAAGAAGAAGAAAAGGAUAUUGUUAUUAUUAUUUGGCAAAUCAAUAUAUCAAAUAUUUUUUCUAAUCAUAGUUUACUUAACAUUAUUUUGUUUAUAAUAGAUAUAUUAAUCAUUCAUUUGCCUAAAACAAAAGAUUCAUACUUCUUUUUCUUUGACAAAAUAUAUUUUUAAUAAGAUUAAGUUAAGUAAAUCAUAAAUGAAUUGUCAAUUAUAAUUCAAUGCUAAGAUUUAUCUCUUAAGAAGUUAAUUUUCAAAUAGUUCAUCAUAAUGAAUGUUGCACUCUCAUUCAAUCUAUUUGUGCAUAUUUUUUAUUUUCAAUAAAGUAUAAAGCUUCAA
This is a messenger RNA of Nezara viridula (southern green stink bug), 1151 nucleotides long. The record is from the annotation of a GenBank genome assembly. Lineage: Eukaryota; Metazoa; Arthropoda; Insecta; Hemiptera; Pentatomidae.